Messenger RNA from Carassius gibelio (silver crucian carp), 3531 nucleotides. RefSeq names its product homeobox protein Meis2-like. The record is from RefSeq and is a predicted model, not a curated record. Lineage: Eukaryota; Metazoa; Chordata; Actinopteri; Cypriniformes; Cyprinidae. The coding region runs from base 860 to 2032 and encodes 390 amino acids. Gene Ontology annotation, molecular function: RNA polymerase II cis-regulatory region sequence-specific DNA binding; DNA-binding transcription activator activity, RNA polymerase II-specific. Gene Ontology annotation, biological process: eye development; embryonic pattern specification; brain development. The transcript has 13 exons.
GUUAUGCAUUAAGCAAAGUAGGGCUGCAAUGACUUUCCUCUGUCCAAUAAUGAUACUAAUAGCGCUAUUUUAACGUUUGGACGCGUGCCCAACGCGCCGCGACGCCUCUUCUCAGCGUAUGUGAGUGGGAUCUGCGGUGCGCGGAGUUGCGUGGCUCCCCCCUCGCGCACUGGACGCUCGCCUCUCGCGCAGGGUUUGGCGUGGAGCUCGUGCAGGACUGGCUGUGCUCAGCGCCACUUCCGGCUUCCGUCAUUUCAUUCUCCCGCCGAUGCGCGCAGCUCAACUCUCUGCGUUCUAUAAGCGAGCGAGCGGCCGACCUGCCAACACUCACUGACACUCACUCAUCUCAUCUCAGACCGCGCCGGAGACCGACGCAAUUCCACAAACUCUUCUCUUUUCAGUUUUUACUGUAGUAAUAAAACAAGAAAGCGGACCGGAGGCAUAAAGGAGAGAGGGACUUGUGGGAUGAAAACGGGGCUAAAAAGAUUCAUCUUCUCUUGAACAUCAUCACCAACCAUCAUUCAUUCAUUACCUUGACAACCUUUGGCUUUGAUUGACAGCUGGAGUGGCAAAAAGCCAUGAGACGCGACAGUUUGGUUGCACGCAGGUUGUUGAUGGGCCGGCUGUAACCUUCAGUUUGGGGGCUCGACUUUUUUUUCUUCUUUUCUUUCUUUUGGGGGGGCAAAGAGGAAAAGAAGAAUAAUUGCAAAACUCUUGCUGAUGCCUGCGCUCGUUCUGGAAAAUAGGAGAAUUCGGCAAGUUGCUUGAAAAAGGGAUCUAUUGCAGCGCGUGAGUUUGUGAGCGGACUGGGAAAUUAAAUCUACGACACAGAUCCAGAGGUUUAUUGGAGCGCAGGCUGAUGGCGCAAAGGUACGAUGAGUUGGCUCAUUACGGCGGCAUGGACGGGGUCGGUAUGUACGGGGAUCCUCACGCGCCUCGGCCGCUGCCGCAGGUCCAUCAUCUGAACCACGGACCGCCGCUCCACGCCAGCCAGCACUACGGCACACAUGCCCCCCAUCCCAAUGUCAUGCCCACCAGCAUGGGCUCGGCUGUCAACGACGUGUUAAAGAGGGAUAAAGAUCAAAUUUACGGUCAUCCUCUGUUUCCUCUGCUGGCUCUGGUCUUUGAGAAGUGUGAGCUGGCCACAUGCACUCCUCGCGAGCCCGGGGUCGCUGGGGGAGAUGUGUGCUCCUCAGACUCCUUCAACGAGGACAUCGCUGUCUUCGCCAAACAGGUCCGCGCAGAAAAACCAUUAUUUUCUUCGAAUCCUGAAUUGGAUAAUUUGAUGAUACAAGCCAUACAAGUAUUACGGUUUCAUCUUUUGGAGCUAGAAAAGGUGCACGAACUCUGCGAUAAUUUCUGCCAUCGGUACAUCAGCUGUUUGAAAGGAAAAAUGCCCAUAGAUUUAGUGAUUGAUGAACGGGAUGGCAACUCAAAAUCAGACCACGAGGACAUCUCGGGAUCUUCCACGAACUUAGCCGAUCAUAACCCAGCGUCCUGGAGAGAUCAUGAUGACGCCACGUCCACACACUCGGCCGGCACACCAGGACCCUCCAGCGGAGGACACGCGUCACAGAGCGGAGACAACAGCAGCGAGCAAGGAGAUGGGUUAGACAACAGCGUGGCCUCUCCUGGCACGGGUGACGAUGAUGAUCCAGACAAGGACAAAAAGCGACAGAAGAAACGGGGCAUUUUCCCCAAAGUAGCCACCAACAUCAUGCGGGCAUGGCUCUUCCAGCAUCUCACACACCCGUAUCCUUCAGAAGAACAGAAGAAGCAGCUCGCUCAAGACACAGGCCUCACCAUCUUACAAGUAAACAACUGGUUCAUUAAUGCCAGAAGAAGAAUAGUGCAGCCCAUGAUUGACCAGUCAAAUCGAGCAGUGAGCCAGGGAGCGGCGUACAGUCCGGAGGGGCAGCCCAUGGGCAGCUUCGUGCUGGACGGACAGCAACACAUGGGCAUCCGGCCGGCAGGUCCUAUGAGUGGCAUGGGCAUGAAUAUGGGCAUGGACGGCCAGUGGCACUACAUGUAACGGCUGUACAGUAAAGAAAAGGGGGAAGUCUGUGAGGCGUGCCGGGGGAGUUCGUACCUCAGCGUGGUCCUGUGGGCAUGAGCAUGGCAUCACCGACCCACCCCCUCCACCGAAAGCCCCUCGUCUCCUUCGUUUGUCACACCGAGCUCCUCGUCACCCUCCGACCCGUGCGGCCAUGCUAAUGCACGGAGACCCCCUCCUCGAGCAGAAUGACCACGACUCCUCUGACCCCUGACCACAGCGCUGCUGGACCGGCCAAUGACCGAAGGGAACCAACAAACACCACCACGGAUGAACUGGACAAUAACCCCACGAAAGAUUUUUGAAGGAAAAGAGAAUGCAGUGAAGUAUCCGAAAGCUUCACGUGGAAUUCCAGACGAGCUGUGAUCGCCUUUUAUCUUGUGAAUUUUGUUACUUUUGUUGCUGGAGGACCAAGAGCUGACAGAAACACUUUGUAAAGUAUUGGGUGUCUGUUCAAAACAACAGAGGAUGUUUCAGCUAAUUAAAAAUACACACAUGCACACACACACACACACACACAUGAUAUAAUGAUAAAAAAAAGAAAAACGAAAAAAAAAAGACAAAAGAGACUCCAAGAGUUCAAACUACUGUAGUAUAAAAACAUAGAAACUAAAUUAAAUCUUGUACAUUUGUAUUCUCACUCACUUUAUGUUUCAUGAGCUAGUCCUAGAGUAAAUCGUUGCCCUGUUUUUCACACUGUGUGUGCUGAUCCCGAGCAGAGGAGCUCCGAUCGCGGCAAUAACGGGAGAAUCACGGUGAACCCGCCCCGUCACGGACCACAGCACCGGUGAUGACGACGACUGAAGCCCGCGCUCUUCAGAGACCCCUCCGCUUUUUCCGUCAUGCAUUUAACAUUUUUUGGUCCAUGAAUGAAUGUUGCUCUGUAGGUGAAGUUCUUCGUUUGAAUUGCCCAAGCACUGGAUUGUGUUGCUUUUAUACGUUUUUAUUAUCAUUAUUAUUAUUAUUAUUAAUUUUGUAUCUCGGACUCUCAGAGUAAGAGCCUUAUGAAGGACGUGUAUCCUCGAGAAGCUGAACGCCUGGGGAUCAAUAAAUCUGUCGAUCCUCGGCACACACAGCAGAGAAGCGGUCGACGCGGAGAAAAACUUUAAAAGGAUGAAAAAAAGAAAAGAAAAAAUGAACUUAAAUUAUGAACUCAAAGCUCGGUGAGAAGCUGAGAGAAUAUUGUAAGAAACUUCGUUCAGAGUUCAGUCUAUUAAUUGUUUCAUGUUAGAUAUUCUAUGUGUUUACCUCAACUGAAGACGAAUGUUUUUGCUAGUUUCAGAUCUGCUGUGGCAUUGAUAUUGUUAUGUCCAUGAUUCCCCUUCCUUUAUCAGCACGUGCUCCACUAGAAGAUGAAAACUGUCUCCCUCGAGCUUUGUCACAAAUACAUUCAGUACUUGUAUGAGGACUGUGGCGUGAUGUUUCAAAGGUGUUCAGUCACAAAUGCUGUAAUAAAUAUUUCAUUUUUGAUUUUGGUA